AUGGCGGCGCCCGCUUGCGUUUGGCUCGCGUUCGGGUUCAGCCCCGAAGAGGCGGCCGGGGAGCCGGGCCCGGGCCCGGGCCCGUGGCGGCUGGAGGCGGGCCCCGAGGGCAUCUCCCGCGUGUGGCCCGCCUGGAGCUACGUGGUCGUGGAGACCGGCGCGGGGCUGGAGGUGCGGAGCGCGGGGCAGCGGCGGCGGCUGCCGGGCUGGGCCGCCGGCGGCUUCGCCACGCCGCGGCCGCCGUUCUUCACCGCGCUGCCCGCCGGCCUGCGGGCCCGGCGGCUGGCGCUGGGCACGGAGCACGCCCUAGCGCUGGGCGCCGCCGGGGAGGUCUUUACCUGGGGCGGUGGCAGGCACGGGCAGCUGGGCCACGGGCUGCUGGAGUCCGAGCCGCAGCCGCGGCUGCUGGAGGCGCUGGCCGGCGUGCCCAUGCGGGCGGUGGCGGCCGGCGGGUGGCAUUCGGCCGGCGUCAGCGAGGCAGGAGACCUGUACGUGUGGGGCUGGAACGAGUCGGGGCAGCUGGCUCUGCCCUCCAAAGCGCUGGCAGAGGAGCGAGCGCGAGAUGAGGACACGGGCACGGGGAGCACCGAGCUGAUGGCCUGCCGGGAGCAGUUGGCUGCCCAGGAUGCUGCGUUCAUCUCCAUCCAGGCGUUCCCAGCGCUGCUGGAUCUGCCACAGGACCUGGAGGUCAGCGCGGUCAGCUGCGGCUCCCGACACACAGCGGCUGUCACUCGAGGCGGGGAGCUCUACACCUGGGGCUGGGGUAAAUACGGACAGCUGGGACACGGGGACAACACCAGCUCUGACCAGGCACGCCGCGUGGAGCAGCUGGUGGCCAGGGGGCUGCGGGUGGAGGAGGUGGUGUGUGGGCCCUGGACCACCUAUGUGCGCGUGCGGGAGCCGUGAGGGCCCAGGAGCCGUGGGGGCUGCCAGAUGGGGACGAGGGCAGGCUCUGCCCCGCGGGAGCAGCUCCACUCUGUGCUCAGGCCAGGGCAGGCAGACCCUGCGGCACAGGAUGGGGCUGGGUUUAGCCCACAGUGACCUGAUUCACAGGCUGGCGUGGGGCUGCAGCUGCCUCAGGGCCAGGGGCACGCUGGGACGGGCUGGAUGUGUUUAUUAAAUUCAGUUUUCC
This is a messenger RNA of Onychostruthus taczanowskii (white-rumped snowfinch), 1132 nucleotides long. RefSeq names its product RCC1 domain containing 1 (gene RCCD1). NCBI's taxonomy places the organism in Eukaryota, Metazoa, Chordata, Aves, Passeriformes, Passeridae. The record is from RefSeq and is a predicted model, not a curated record.